AUGUCGAGCGAUGCCCUGAGACUCCUCGCUUCUACGGCUCUGCUAGCCAUUUUCCAUUCCGCAGGGUUUUCUACUCCAAUCACAUCGGCCGAGCUCUUGCUGAAAGUCAUCGCGUAUAAACCUCCAGCGGGUCUAUUUCCCUCAGCUGCCCCAGUGCCGCGGUUUCGUUUACUGGACCAAGCGAAACUCGAUGCUAUCCUCGAAGAAUUCGCUAAAGACUGGCAACAUGGAUUCAUAUCGUUAUUAAAGGAACACAACGAGACGGUGGUAAUGGAUGUGAGGCUGAGCAAGGAUCGACUGCCGCUUGAGCGCAAACGGAAGCGCGUGGUUGACGAGGACGCCGAUUCUGCCGCUGGAGAUGAUCCAGAGGACCAAGGGGACGACGGUGUGCAACAGACGUCCACGCUCGACACGCUGAACAAGGAGCUGAAGGAGGUGUACUACAUUCUACAGAAGAGCACAACCAAAGGCCGAUUACUGGCUGAACAGUUUCGAUCUCCAGACGAGAGCUUCGAGCCCAUUUGUCCGCAUAUCACCAAGGAGGACUGCGCUAAAUCCCGCCAUACUGGCGGUUCAUUCCCCUCCAGCACAAAUAGUAUCUGUGACUUGAUUCACUUUCGACCUCUCAUCCGAGCUCACACUGAUCCAUCUCUCGGGCAUUGCUCGUAUCUCAACACAUGUUAUUCUGAGCCAACUUACGCACAGUCUCCAUCUAUCCCACCGUUUCCUGGAUCAGCGCACAGUCACGGACAAGCCCCGCCAAACUCUCGCGUCCCAACUUCGCUUCCUUCCGGUCUGGGUGCUGGAGGAAGGGGAAAAGAGAAAGCGCCUUGUAGGUAUUUGCAUUACGAAGUAGAUUGGGACGAAGGGGAUGGUGAUAGUACACGAAGUCCAAGUUCGAAGAGCAAGGCUGUUGUCAAGCGGCCCCACCGGCUUGAAGUUGGCUUGGGCCCAGAUGGGAUGUCGAAACGAGUGUUUCCACCUCAGUGGAUAAAUUGCGACAUUCGCAAGUUUGACUAUUCGGUCCUGGGCAAGUUCCAUGUCAUCAUGGCAGAUCCGCCCUGGGAUAUCCACAUGAGUCUGCCCUAUGGCACUAUGACCGACGACGAGAUGCGAGCAAUGCCCAUACCGGCACUGCAGGACGAGGGUGUUUUGUUCCUUUGGGUUACUGGCCGUGCCAUGGAAGUGGGCAGGGAGUGCUUGCGAGUAUGGGGGUACACUCGCGUGGACGAAGUCGUCUGGGUGAAAACAAAUCAACUUCAACGUGUUAUACGAACGGGUCGGACGGGUCACUGGCUCAAUCAUACCAAAGAGCACAUGCUUGUUGGCGUGAAGACGCACACAGAUGCUUCCGGUGCACUGAAGUUCCCUUCUUGGGUCAACCGCGGGCUUGAUACAGACGUCAUUGUAUCCGAGGUACGGGAGACGAGUCGAAAGCCCGAUGAGGCCUACGGCUUAAUUGAGAGAAUGUGCCCUGGCGGUCGGAAAAUUGAGAUAUUCGGUAGAAAACACAACGCUAGGCCUGGAUGGCUAACGCUAGGAAAUCAAUUGGGAGGUGACCAGAUUUAUGAGGAGGAUUUAGCUGCUAGAAUCAAAGCGAGGUAUCCCGAACGGAACAUCAAUGUCAUGUCGCAGCCUGGCUCAUAG
Pleurotus ostreatus (oyster mushroom) is the source of this 1647-nucleotide messenger RNA. RefSeq lists its product as uncharacterized. NCBI's taxonomy places the organism in Eukaryota, Fungi, Basidiomycota, Agaricomycetes, Agaricales, Pleurotaceae. Gene Ontology annotation, molecular function: mRNA m(6)A methyltransferase activity. The record is from RefSeq and is a predicted model, not a curated record. The transcript has 7 exons. Gene Ontology annotation, cellular component: RNA N6-methyladenosine methyltransferase complex; nucleus. Bases 1 to 1647 code for a protein of 548 amino acids.